AAACCAUGGUGCGCGAAUGUAAACAAAGAUGGCGGACACAGAGAGCACUUGUACUAGUGUUGACGACAGAACAGAGGAUCUGGUUUCACCUACACGAGAUGCGUUAGUUGACGGAAUCGUGGGGUUAUUGAAGCCGUGUUUAGAUCAAUUAGAUGAGAGAGUCCGUGCUACUAGGUUAAGUCAGAGUGAGUUACAUCAGCAGUUAGAAGGACUUGCAGCUGAAUUGGCACGGGUACAAGAACAGUGUCAGUGUCCUUUGCAACUUGAUUCAUACAUCAAAAAGCUCCAAAAUGCUAAGAGGAAGGUGGUUGUAGUUAACAAUAUUCUUCAGAAUACGCAGGACCGUCUCAAUAAGCUUCAUUUACAAGUAAACAAAGAAACAGCACGAAGAAGAGCUUUGCUGGAGACUACAUCACCAUCUGCUACACCGUCUACUUCACUUCAUGCACCUUAAUCUCUUUCAUUUCAUUUUCAUAC
Molecule: messenger RNA, 477 nt
Organism: Macrobrachium nipponense
Lineage: Eukaryota; Metazoa; Arthropoda; Malacostraca; Decapoda; Palaemonidae
Gene: Snapin
Product: SNARE-associated protein Snapin-like
Exons: 3
Coding region: 29-454 (141 amino acids)
Biological process (GO): intracellular protein transport; endosome to lysosome transport; synaptic vesicle exocytosis
Cellular component (GO): BLOC-1 complex; BORC complex; synaptic vesicle
Molecular function (GO): SNARE binding
Source: RefSeq, a predicted model, not a curated record